This is a messenger RNA of Wasmannia auropunctata (little fire ant), 2190 nucleotides long. RefSeq lists its product as uncharacterized. Lineage: Eukaryota; Metazoa; Arthropoda; Insecta; Hymenoptera; Formicidae. The record is from RefSeq and is a predicted model, not a curated record. The coding region runs from base 505 to 2190 and encodes 561 amino acids. The transcript is spliced from 9 exons.
GUACUGCAGUAACCUAAGAUUUUUACUAACCUCAUGUACGAUAUAAUGUUGAUUAAUUAUUUGUAGUCGACGACGAAGAGUUCUGUCAGGAAUAGGAAUACUUAAAUCUUUAAGGUAUUGUUUGUAUGGACCUCGACGCGACAUUUCUUUUCACAAAUAUUAUAGCAAUUGUGAAAAAUCCAAACUUUGCUAACCUAGGAGACACAAGUUAGACACCAAGAUUAAACAAAUAAAUCAGUUAAGUUGUCGCCAACCGCAUAAUAAUUAUAAUAGGCUUCUCACGUAAGCUUUGGAGUGCGCUGGGUGACGUUAAUUAUUAUAGUAUAUAUAGGUGCAGAAACGGAAAGAUAGUCACGGUAUCCACGCACUCGACAUUCCGAUCCCAUUGUUUUAUACCUAACCAAGUUAUCUUGCUUUAUUGCAUUUGGUUCUGUUUCGUCGCUCUUACCUCUUUACCUGUACACAUCUAAUAUACCAUUAAAAUUUGAAGAGUGAAGUGUGAUCAUGUCGAACAGUAAAUGCACUGUGGACAGUAAAUUAUCGGAUGAUAAGUGCCUCGUCGUGGAGUUUAUCAAUGAGAGACAGAAACCUGUUCAAGUGGGUUUUCAAGCCUGGUUAAAGGAAGAAGAUAAAUCAGACUUACAUCACCUUCUAAAUUCUGAAGUGAUCAUUCGAUGGCCCAUAAAAGAAGACAUCAAAUGUGCCCGAAUGAUGGAAAAAAUUCUAAAGAAGAAAGAUAUCAUUUGGGAAGAUCUAAUUGUAAGGGUGAGAUCUGUGGGAACAUUUACUGAUAUGUGUCAACACGUCAAAAAUAUUGAAUUCUUCGGUGUGCCUAAUCCUUCUCGAGAGGAAAGACGAACGCUUUGCAAGAGAUCAUUAAGCUCUGAUGAAGAGAAUGUGUCUGAACUGAAUUCAUCAGCAGAGAAAGACAAUAUCAAAUCUGCAAAAAUUGAUAAAUCAUCAAAAAAACAAAAGAAGAUUAAAACAUCAACUGAAGCAAAGCAUCAAAAAAGUAAUUAUUUGCUUCAAUCGCAAAUUGAAAAUUUGUCAACAGAUUUUAUAAAAAAAACUUCUCGGAUUGAUUUAAUAAAUGAUAGUGAGGAGGAAGAGGAUGACGAAGACAAUCCUAAUAUAUUUAAGUGGAGUAAAGCCAAACUAGUGGACCUAAUUAACACUUUGAAACUAGAAAACAAAAAGCUAAGAGAAGAUAAUGCAAGAUUACGAACACUAAGAGCUAUUAAUGAAGAUCUAAAUAAAAUGACCGCAAUGUCAUCUACUUUACGUAAGGAUAUAGAUGGAGUUCACAGAGACAUAGACUCUCUGCUUAAUAAAGUUGGUCGAAGCAAUAAUAAAAACGAUAAUAGUGACAAGCAUAAUAAUGAUAAAUCAAGUCACUCUAAUCAAAAUUUUCAGGACAACAAUUUUAGGAACAAUACUAGCAGUACUUUGAAUACUAUUGAAAGAUAUAGUGAGAACCCAAAGCAGCAGGUAUUGCUAACAGUGCCAACCAUUUCUCACACAGAGCAGCAAUUAUUGCCAACCAUUGUUCACACAGAGCAGCAGCUACUGCCAUCCAAUGCUCAUACAGAGCAGCAGCUACUGCCAACCAUUGUUCACACAGAGCAGCAGCUACUACCAACCAACGCUCAUACAGAGCAGCAGCUACUGCCAACCAUUGUUCACAUAGAACAGCCAGUACAAUUUGAGAACGAAUCUUCUGUUAAGGAAAAUGUCACAGAUUUUGCGGGAAGAAAAGUAAAAACUGAGAAAUUAAGAAGACUCAGCCGCAGCAAGCUGUCCCUAUUUACAACUUCUGUCAUGGACCUUGUCUUUACCGAUGAAGAAAUGGCCACUUCCAGUAUGACUGGAAUAAUAAACUAUGCGCCUAGCACAUGCGAGGUUUGUUUGCGUCGUUAUUGGUUGCGGGCAGCCAGACUCAUGGCGUCGAAGUAUGAGGACGAAUUUUUGCGGACUCUGGCAAGGGCGAGAACGCCUCCGGGGAGCCCGCGGGAGAGCUCGCAGCCAAGGGUGGACGCGCGCGAGGAUGCACCGCGGAGCUCGCAGACACCAGCGAGCCCGCGUGAGGAGGCGCCGCGGAGCCCGCAGACACCAGCGAGCCCGCGGGAGGAAGCGCCGCUGCGCGUCCUCGAUGUAACCACUGAUACGAGGAUGGUCGCCUUUUACAACUAG